AUGGGCAAUGGAGAGAAGAGGAAGCAGACGUCUGUUCCUGCAUCUUUCACUGGGUACUACCCAUCACCAAAGGGCACCGUUUCAACCUUCCUGCGCGUAGCUGCGUGUAGCCGCCCCGAAGUCGCGUCUUGGACGUCGUCGAGCGUGUGA
This is a messenger RNA of Parastagonospora nodorum SN15, 150 nucleotides long. RefSeq lists its product as hypothetical. The record is from RefSeq and is a predicted model, not a curated record. The transcript is spliced from 2 exons. The coding region runs from base 1 to 150 and encodes 49 amino acids. NCBI's taxonomy places the organism in Eukaryota, Fungi, Ascomycota, Dothideomycetes, Pleosporales, Phaeosphaeriaceae.